This is a messenger RNA of Hypoxylon trugodes, 318 nucleotides long. RefSeq lists its product as uncharacterized. The transcript is spliced from 3 exons. The record is from RefSeq and is a predicted model, not a curated record. Lineage: Eukaryota; Fungi; Ascomycota; Sordariomycetes; Xylariales; Hypoxylaceae. The coding region runs from base 1 to 318 and encodes 105 amino acids.
AUGUCAUCUUCUUUAACAGCUAUAGAUAAUAUCACUAUGGUUUCGCAGUAUGUAAGCUUCGGUACUAUUAUCGGUCAACUCAAGGAAGAAAAUGUUAGUCUUUUUGCCGAGCUAAACCGCUUGCUACGGCGCCAGCAAGAGUACGAAGAUGAAGCUCGGCGUCGCAUGGAUGUUGCUACUCACUUAUUCCAGGGUAGCCUGACAAAAUCCAUGGUCCAACUAGAUCAGAUAAUUCCCACGUUGAUGGAUCUUAAAAGGGAUAUAAAUGUUACUUCAGCAGAAAUAAGUACCGAAUUAAAUGGGCAUAUAAUUUAUUAG